Messenger RNA from Bombus huntii, 2248 nucleotides. RefSeq names its product major royal jelly protein 1-like (gene yellow-g). NCBI's taxonomy places the organism in Eukaryota, Metazoa, Arthropoda, Insecta, Hymenoptera, Apidae. The transcript has 3 exons. Gene Ontology annotation, cellular component: extracellular region. Bases 959 to 2233 code for a protein of 424 amino acids. The record is from RefSeq and is a predicted model, not a curated record.
GGUAAUAUGUUCGCCAUGUUGCGAAAUACAGGAAGAAAUAUUUUGCAUUUUGACAUCCCUUAACAUUGUUAUCCUAUAUAUCGAACCCGGAAGAUUCGUAAAUGAUCGGAUGCUUAAUAAUCGUUUUACAAUUAAUUGUCACGAUGAUUGACCAAAUUAGUCAUCGGUAUAUUCAUCAACUAACACUAUGAUCGUGUCAGUGUUAUUUAAUACAGCUUGAACAACUUCAGAAUUACAUAUUUGUCACGUAAUUUUGUGUAAACUGGUGUAUGCAGGAGUAUGAUUAAUUUAUUUAUAAAAUUCUUAUACGAAGGAAGGAAGUUCAUCUUACAAGCGAAGCUUCCUCGUUCAUUACUCGCUGUUUGGUAAAUAACUUCGAGAAUACGCUUCCUUGUUGCUCUCAAGAGUUCGUGCCGUCUCGCUCCGGGCGGAAGUAUUGCGACAACCGGAAGAACACGCUACUUUAUAAAUAUACAAAGUGCACAUGAUUAAUUGCUGCAUAGGGUUCUACGGACAGUUUGUAUAUAAGCCGCAUGUCAGAUAUAAGAUUCGCGUAUUCGAGAGUUUGUGUUGUUCACAUCGUAAAAUCGCGUAAGUCUUUAUCUCAUCCAAUUAAUUGAUUUUCGAUUUGAAGAAUUUAAGCAUUUCAUGUUUCUACGGCGUCAUAAUUAGGCUACGAAUAUUUAUGCAGAUCUAUAUUUUUGCUUGAACGCGACUAAGCAAAUGGAACCUAAUCGGAAAUAUUUCGUUCAUUAAAUAUUGUAAUAAAUACACUGCAAUUUAAAUAACUUUUUAUACUUUUUGUGUAUUAUGUACAUCCUACGCGUUCUAUGUUCGUACAUUUUUACACCUUUGAAAAUUUUCAUAAAUACAGAAACAUCCGCAGUCUGAUUCUAAAUAUUUGAGAUUUUCGUGUGCAAGUGUUUUGGUCGGUCUCAUAUAAAAAGAAGCUACAACGAUGACGAAAAGUCAGGAUAAAGUUUCUACCGAACACAAUUGCUCAGAGUUUCGAACAAUUUUAAUAUUUACUCCCCGUAUUCUUUUCUCUUUUUUCACUUCCCUUUUACAGUCCCGUAAAUCAUUUUCUACGAGAAACGAUAGGAUGAAAAGAUUGAUCUACAUCGUCCUUUGUCUAACGACCGUAACAAAUAUUGUACCGCCGAGUAACGGUAAACCAGUGGUGCCAAAACCUUUGAUCCUCUCAGGACUUAGCUUAAAUUGGCCAUGUCAAAGUACGAAGAACAUUUACGAGACAAGCGGUCGUUACAUCACAAGAAACGUGAUCGCUACCAGAGCACAAAUAUACGAAGACCAAGCGAUCCUAGCUCUGCCACGCUAUAAACCAGGAGUACCAUUUACUUUGGGUGUUCUUUCCAUGAAAUCGCAAAGUUGCGAGCCAAAGGUAGCCCCAUUCCCCUGCUGGGCAAUUCAGGAAGAAGGAAAUUGCCAGGCACUGCAGAGUGCGGUAGAUAUAGUUCUGGAUGUACAAGAUAUCUUGUGGGUUCUCGAUGUUGGAAUCGUCAACACUUUGGAGCAACCUGUACGUAGAUGUCCUCCGAAGGUCGUUGGAGUCAACGCCAAGAGCGGAAAGGUUGUAAAAGUGAUCGACUUGAGCUCGUUGGUAGACAAUACCUCGCAGCUCCAAUACAUGGUCAUUGACUACGCAGAAGAUGGUCAAGUCUAUGUGUACAUUUCUGACGCUGGUACCGGUGCCAUCAUCGUUUAUAAUGUCACGACUGAUAACGGAUAUCGCGUGGUUCUUCCAUCAGCAGUGGCAUCCAAUACAGACAAACCCGACGUCCUAUACAUGGCGCUCGUUAGAAGGAAGAGCUGCGGAUCGGUCGUCUAUUUUACGUAUCUAGGCUCCAGCAGAAUGUUCGCGGUCAAAGCAGUGAAUCUGAGAACAGGAAACGCGAAUGGAUCCAUAGUAGACAUCGGCAGAAAGAAGAACAAGAUCGUACUUCUGGGCACUGACAAUGGAUCUGCCAUCUUUUUCAGAAUUAAGGGUGAUUCCAAUAUCUACAUGUGGAACACCGACACUCCUUUCGUCCAAGACAACUUCCUUUUAGUCGAACAAGCUGGAGAGUGUCGACUACCAACGGGAGUUAUUCCUGGUUAUAAGGAUCUAAUGUGGGUGAUCGAGAGUAACUUCCAAGAUUACAUCGAGAAUUCCGUCAGCUGUUCCGGAGCAUCGGUGGCUAUCCAUCCACUAGUGAGUUCUGCCGGCGAAUAGUACUAAAAGCCGGAA